Danio aesculapii is the source of this 4908-nucleotide messenger RNA. RefSeq names its product fasciculation and elongation protein zeta 2b (gene fez2b). Gene Ontology annotation, cellular component: cytoplasm; axon. Lineage: Eukaryota; Metazoa; Chordata; Actinopteri; Cypriniformes; Danionidae. The transcript is spliced from 9 exons. The coding region runs from base 37 to 1050 and encodes 337 amino acids. The record is from RefSeq and is a predicted model, not a curated record.
GUGCGCGUGCUUGGUGUCCCGUCGUCCGCCACAGUCAUGGCGGCCCCGGUCGCUCAGUUUGAUGAAGACUGGGAGGAUUUUAACGAAUUCAAAGCAGCAGAUUCACACACCAGUUGGACCGCGGCACCGGAAAAUUCACCGCAGACACAAAGUUCCGCAUCCUUAGACGAGACGCUGAGCGCAAGCUUCCCGUACUCCAGCAGCGCGUGCACGAACGACUCUGUGAGCGCCGUGAGCGAGAGCGAGCUUCUGCGCGACGACGAGAUAUGGAACGCUCUGACGGAGAAUUAUGGCAAUGUGAUGCCGGUGGACUGGAAAACAUCUCACACUCGUUCACUUCACCUGCCCACGCUUAACCUGCGACCUCAGGAGAGACUGGAGGGCAGUAAUCUUGACCUGUCUGAUGACGAGGAGCUCCGUGAUCAGAUGGACAUGCACACCAUCAUCAUCUCCUGUGUGAACGAGGAGCCGCUGUUUACUGCUGAACAGGUCAUAGAGGAGAUUGAAGAAAUCAUGCAGGAGUCUCCAGAUGACGAGGAGCACGAGGGUUCAUCUCAGUUUGACCUCUCCAUGAUGUCACACGAGUUACACACACUCACGCACUCCACAUCCUCCAGCAGCUUUGAGGAGCGUCUGCGUGGUCUGUGUGUGUCGGAGCUGCUGGAGCGUCUGGAGGAGGUAGAGCGGCAGAUUCGUGGUUUCUCCGAGGAGCUCAUCGAUCAGCUGGCGGUGCGAGAAGAGCUGGACUACGAGAAGGAGGUGAAGAACACGUUCAUCUCGGCGCUCAUCCACGUGCAGAACCGACAGAAAGAGCAUCGAGAGCUGCUGAAGAAAAAGAGGAAGAUCAAGAGCACCGGCGGCAUACAGAGAUCUGACCGCUCGCACGUGCCAGGAACCUAUUUGACGACAGUGAUCCCGUAUGACAGGAGCAGUGGAUCACCGUCUGUAGACGACCUGCAGAUCCUGACCAAGAUUCUUCAUGCGAUGCAAGAGGACAGUGACACAGUUCCUGCUCUUCUGACCGACUACAUCCUCAAAGCACUGGUGUGAGAGAUCAGGAGACAGAGUGUUGUGUCCCACAUAGAGUUUGUGGAGCUGCUAAUAUCAUCAGAUCCUCUUCAUCUCUCCAGACGAAGCUCUUCUCUUAUAAUGCACAGAAUCGACCCCAGCAAUGGCAUUUAUCUCUCAGUCUGAAUGUAUGUUUGGUUUUCUACACGUUAUCGCGCGUGAGAUUGAGUGUUUAAUAUUUAGUUUAAUUCUCACAUUUCAGUCUAGAUUUCCUCUGUUGUUUUUAUUAUUAUUAUUAUUAUUAUUAUUAUUAUUAUUACUACAGUGCAGCUGUCAAAACACAUAUAGAGGAGUUAUUCUGUUAACCCAGAUCUAGGUUUAGCAUUUCUUUUAUAUUUUUUGAUCUUUCCUUUAAUGAAAUGAGAUUUAAGUUGCCUUUCCCAUGAUUUAAAAACCACCAGCAAAGGUAAAAAUAACAUUAGAUUAAGAAAAGGUGCAUUUUUUUUAUGUAUGUAGCUGUCAAAUUAAAGUGUUUACCAUAUCUGAAUGAUAAUGUGCAGAUUAGCGGUACUGAACAGAGUAUGUUCAUGUUAUUUAAUUAAAUCGUCAGUCAUUAGUUUGUUUUUAUGUUUGGCCAGCUUUAGGAAUGACAGUAUUAACUAAAUAAGUUGAGAUGUCAGUGGAGGAAGCAUGUGAUCGCUCAGAUCUGGACUUCUGUUUUGAGGUACGAAAAGGUAAAACACUCAUAGAGAGAUGAACACUUCACGCUAAGGUCCUGUAACAGGAGGGAAUGAUUGCUGAAAUGCAUCUGAAGUGAUAUUUUUGUUGGUGUGACCUGUAAAAGAUGAGAUUAUAUUGUUGAGGCCUGCAGACGCACACAUUUAAAGGAUUAUUUCAUUCAAAAAUACAAACAGAAGUCAUGUCGUUUUAAACCUGUAUGACUUGUUUUUGUUGAUGUAGACAGGUGAAGAAUAUCUUGGGAUGAUUAAAGAGAAGAGUGCCAUAUUAUAAAUGGGUAACCCUUUAUAAUAACUAAACACUAUGAAUCAUUUAUUAAGCAUCAGCAAAUAGUUAAUUCACCGAUUGUUAAGCAUUAGCUCUACAGUAACAGAUGUUAAUACAGAUACAAAUUCUUGACUUACAAGCACCUAUAUAAUGAUUGUAUUUUCAUACUUUAAUUAUUUUUUCAUCACUAAAGGAAGUAUUGCAUCAUUUACAUAUCAGUUGUUCGAGAGAGGUUGCUGUUUUUUAAAGAUUAUUCAGAAUGCAUAAGUAAAAGAUUAAUGAACUACUCAAAUCAAUAUAUAUAAUUCUUAUUAUUCAGACAUAUAUUAACAGUUAAUUUGUAUGUUAAUAAAUGCUUUAUUAACUCAACUUCAUCCUGUUUUGUGACCUAAUCUAAAGUGAAGAAGCUUUAUAAAUCUCUUAUGAAUGAGAAUUAAGGGUUUAGUUAUAUUCUAAAAAAGAAAAUAAAUGACCUCAUUCAUAUGAAGAUACACAAAUGAAACUGCAUCAAAUGAAAAAUAAAUCUUUGCUAAAAUAAUCUUAACUCAAAUAAAAUUACUGUGCAGUUUAAACAUCGCUAAAUAACAUUGAAAUGUUGUUUCGUAAUGUAUUGUUAAAUUAUUAUAUUGUUGUUGUUAUUAAAUUUUGUAUUUUGACACUCCUGUUGUUCAGCAAUGUUUAAACAGUAAUUUUAUUUUUAGAUAAGAUUGCAAAGAUUUAUUGUUUAUUUGAUUCUGAGCUUUUAAUUAUCAUUUAUAAGGGAUUCAUUAAGCAUAAAUAGUCCUCACUUUAGAGUAGGUUAUUAUUUUAUACCUCAAUAGUCAAAUGUAUAUUUGUUGAUUUAAAUAGUUUAUUAAUAAUUUACUAACUCAUUUCUGAAUAAUCUUAAAAACCCAACUACUCUUAAAUACAAAUGGUUCGUAAAUAAUGUGAUACUUAAAUUAGUAAAAACAGAAAAAUUAAUCAGUAAUAAAGUAUGAAAGUACAAUCAUUAAGCACAUUAUAAGGCAAGAAUGCAGCAUUUAUAUCUGCAGUUAUAAACUGCAUACUAACGUCUAUUAAUGUAGAGUUAAUGCUUAACAGAUAAUGAAUUCACUAUUAGCUAAUGCUUAAUAGAUGAAUUGUGAUGUGUAGUUAUUAUAAAGUGGUACCUAUAAAUCUUAAGUCGGUUGAGUAGAUUUUUAUAUUUGCUUUCAUGAAAGAAAGUCAUACAUUUGAAAUCGCAUUAUAUUUGUUAUAAUUUACAAUAAGGUUCCAUUAGAUAAUGUAUUUACAAACAUGAACUUAUAAUUAACAAUAAUAGUAGAGCAUUUAUUAAUUAUCAGAGUUCAACAUUUACUAAUGCAUUAUUAAAAUCAUUAGUUAGUAGAGUUAUCAAGAACUAACAAUGAAUGACUUUGUUUUCAUUUAAGAGGCAUCAUAACCACCUGGUCGACCUUUUAUUCAUAGGCGAUUAUUAUUAUUUUAAUUGCUUAUUACUGUUUAUCAGAGUUGUGUCAGUAUAUUAUUCAAUCCAAGCAUGGGCAAAAAAGUAUUUUCAAGGAGUGCACCUUAAAGGGUUAACUAACAUGAAUAAAUACUGUAAUAAAUGUAUUGUUCUCGUUAGUAAAUAUUAAAAACAGAACUAUACAAAACAAUUUUGUUACCAAGAUAUUUCAAUUGAUAUAUAAUUUGCAUUAUAUACAUAUAUAUUUUAUAUCUAAAUCUUAGUGCUGGGCAAAGAUUAAUUGCAUCCAAAAUCAAUGUUUGUUUCGACCUUGUGUGCGUGCGUGCGUGCGUGCGUGCGUGCGUGCGCGUGCGUGCGUGCGUGCACUCUGUAUAUAUGUAUUAUGUAUAUAUAAAUACACACAUGCAUGCAUAUAUUUGCAAAAACAUUUAUUUACUGUAAAUCUUAGUGCUGGGCAAAGAUUAAUUGCAUCCAAAAUCAAAGUUUGUUUCGACCUUGUGUGCGUGCGUGCGUGCGUGCGUGCGUGCGUGCACUCUGUAUAUAUGUAUUAUGUAUAUAUAAAUACACACAUGCAUGCAUAUAUUUGCAAAAACAUUUAUUUACUGUAUAUUUAGAUAUACAUAUGUAUAUAUUAACAGUUAUUUAAUGUAUGUAUUAUGUAUCAAUUUAAACGUCUGUGUAACUAAAUAGUAUUGUAUAGUCUUGUUUUUUGUAUGUAUGUGUAUCACAUAUACAAAUUAAACAUAUAAACGUUUUCCCAAAUAUACGCAUGCAUGUGUGUGUUAAUGUGUGCGUAAUAAAAACAUACAGUACUCAUGUCAAAUCACUUUCAUUUUGGAUGUGAUUAAUUGAAAUCAAUCUUUGCCCAGAACUAAUAAAUACAUGGACUAUCAUUGGAACCUUAUUGUAAAGUGUUACCUUUUUAUUUUUGAGUGAAUUGGUCCUUUAAAUUCAGGUACCAGUUUCCACAUGUGGAGAUCAAAUCACACACGUCUGUUCUGUUGGAGACACUUUGGAUGUUUGCAUUUGUUUCAUUGGUCUGUCUUGUGCUGAUUUGCAUGUUAAUGCGGGUAAAGCAUUGCACAUGCAUCCUCAGUAAAGCAUUUCGAAAGUUCAAGUUGCUGCAUGCACUUUCAGCUGAUCUAAAAGGGAACGGUUUAGUUAAAAAAAAACCCCACUGAACUCUUGUUAGUGUCGUCAGGCAGUCGAAGCCUGAUUCUGAGAAACAUUAGCAGUGCACAGUAAAUCAGGGUACAUGUACUAGAGAUUAUAUAUUUAUACGAGCAAUAAUGAAACGCUGCCUUUUUCAGUGCAUGACAUUUUGUAUGUUGAAACUGACCUUAUUUUUAACGCAACAUUAACGGUCCUUUUCGAUUAGUAUUUUAUAAGCAACGCAUUGUAUGUAGCAGGGCAGUUUUUACAAAUAAAAGAGUGUUCUGUUCAUCAAA